AAGAUGGCGGCGGCGGGGCGGUGCGGGCCGGGUCUUCGGGUCCCUUGCUUCCCGGCUUCUAAGGCGGGCGGGGUUCUGUGAAGCGAGCCCCGCCAGGCCUCAGGCAUGGGCUUGCCGCCGCCCUCCCCUCUGCUCUUGGGGCUCCUCCUUCUGCAGGGCGUCCUGCGGCCUCUGUGGGGCGACCUGGUUUUCAUUCCUGCUUUCAUCCACAUGACCGGCCCCGCGGUCAGUGCGUCCCUGGUCGGAGGCACCGAGGAUGUGACCGUGUCCCUGGCCCUGCUGCAGGACAAGGAAGGAUUAUUGCCGGUUCCAGCUUGUGGAGUGCCGACCAAUGAGACAGAAGACUGGAGCUUGACUGUGACCCCCACCGUGAUAAGGCCAGAGAAUGCGUUGGAUGUGACAGUGAGGUUGAAGAGGGGUCGGCAAAGGUGUUCCUCUAAUGAAAUGGAUUCCUUCUCAGAGUCCCUGUGUAUGGUCCAGACUCUUCUGGUUUCAGCAUCUCGCAAUUCAUCCUGUUUAGCCCAUCUACUCAUUCGAGUGGAAAUUUAUGCCAACUCUUCUUUGGCCCAUAAUGCCUCAGAGAAUGUGACGGUAAUUCCCAACCAGGUGUAUCAGCCCCUUGGGCCUUGUCCUUGUAAUCUGACAGCCGGGGCCUGCGACCUUCGCUGCUGCUGUGACCAGGAAUGCUCGUCCAAUCUAACAGAGCUGUUCAGAGAGGCCUGUUUCACUGGCGUUUUUGGAGGCGACGUCAAUCCGGAGUUUGACCACCUGUGCUCUGUGCAGGAGACCCCCGGGGCCCCUGGCUGGUUCCCGUUCCUGUGUGUGCAGUCCUCGCCGGCCAACUCGCCCUUCCUGGGCUACUUCUACCACGGCUCCGUUUCCCCUGGGCAGCACUCUUCCUUUGAGGUGAACCUGCAUACUGACCUAAGAGACUUUUCAGACUUCGGUUAUAAGCAAGGAGAUCCGAUCAUGACUGUAGACAAGGCAUAUUUUACCAUUCCGCAGGUGUCCCUGGCUGGGCAGUGCGCGCAGGACGCGCCAGUGGCAUUCCUUCAGAAUUUUGAUGUUCGCUGCACUACUAAUUUGGAAGUGUACCGAGAGCAAGAUGGUAUUAUCAAUGCGAAGAUCAAGAAUGGUGCGGUAGGAGGCAUCGUUACACCAAAAGUAACCUAUGAGGAAGCAGCCGACCCAGACAAAUUCAUCACCAGGACAGAAACACUUUUAAGCAAUGAAUCAGCCUCCAGAAACGUAAAUGUGGAAGAACAUUAUAUUUUCAGAUGGAAUAAUAAUACAAUCAGCGAAAUAAAUGUCACAAUUAUUAGAGCAAAAAUUAAUGCCCACCAGAAAGGGAGCAUGACACAGAGAUUUACAGUAAAAUUUUUAAGCUAUAAUAGUGGUGAUGAAAAGGAAUUUUCUGGGAAUCCAGGUUACCAACUUGGCAAGCCUGUUCGAGCUCUAAAUCCCAACAGGUUGAAUGAGACGACUUUACACCUUUGGCAAUCGGCUGGAAGGGGUUUGUGUGCAUCGGCAACUUUCAAACCCAUUUUAUUUGGAGAAAAUGCACUAUCUGGAUGUCUUUUAGAAGUUGCGAUCCAUGAAAACUGUACUCAGCUCAGGGAGAAUGCUGUCAAGCGACUUGACUCAUUAAUACAAGCAACUCAUGUUGCAAUGAGAGGCAACUCUGAUUACAACCAUCCUAGUGACGACUGGCUUGAAAUAAUCCGUGCAGAUGCCCCUGACACAGGUGCAGACCCUCCUGUCAGUGUGAAUGGCAUCUGCGUGGAUAUUCCUGCCCGACUGCAUAUACGCAUCCUCAUCUCAGAUGCUGGUGCAGUGGAAGGGAUUACUCAGCAGGAGAUAGUUGGCAUAGAGACAAGGUUCUCUACGGUGAACUGGCAAUUCCAGUGUGGGCUUACUUGUGAGGAUAAGGCCGACCUUUUUCCUGUCAGUGCAUCUGUCCAGUUUAUUAAGAUACCUGCACGGUUACCCCGUCCACUGACAAGAUUCCAGAUCAAUUUUACGGAGUAUGACUGUAACAGAAAUGAGGUGUGUUGGCCGCAACUUCUGUAUCCAUUGACCCGGUAUUAUCAAGGUGAGGCUUAUUCUCAGUGCGUGGCCAAGAGCUUACUGUUGGUAUCCUUCUUGGUAUUAGCUGCAUUCCUCAGUAACCCCUGGACCAGAACACGCAAAGCUUGAAAUUCAUCUACCACCUGACUUCUCACAGACCACAGACUUUUGCUUCAGUGACUUGUCGUACUCCUGUGUGCCUGUCUGUAAAAUUGUAAUAAAUGCAGUGCUUUAUUUUUGUAAAA
Callorhinus ursinus (northern fur seal) is the source of this 2312-nucleotide messenger RNA. RefSeq names its product tectonic family member 2 (gene TCTN2). The record is from RefSeq and is a predicted model, not a curated record. Gene Ontology annotation, cellular component: MKS complex. Gene Ontology annotation, biological process: protein localization to ciliary transition zone; cilium assembly; smoothened signaling pathway. Lineage: Eukaryota; Metazoa; Chordata; Mammalia; Carnivora; Otariidae.